Messenger RNA from Solanum pennellii, 1872 nucleotides. RefSeq names its product probable arabinosyltransferase ARAD1. The transcript has 4 exons. The record is from RefSeq and is a predicted model, not a curated record. Gene Ontology annotation, molecular function: glycosyltransferase activity. Bases 63 to 1490 code for a protein of 475 amino acids. Lineage: Eukaryota; Viridiplantae; Streptophyta; Magnoliopsida; Solanales; Solanaceae.
UAGCCAAAUCUUGAAGCAAUAUUGCACAUGGUGUGACCACAAUAAAUUUCGGGGAACAAUCCAUGAAUCCAAGACCCAAACUCCGAUCACCGCCACCGUCCUCCGUCAUCAUUACUCCGGCGUCGCCACCCAAAUCCCUAAUCAACAAAAUGCGCAGAAAAUUUACCAGAUCAACUCUUACACUUGCCACUACUUUGUUCUCAAUCUUAGCUUUAUAUGCUUUCUUCAACACAUUCAUCUUCUCAGACCCACCAAACAAUGUCGGCAGUGUUAGUUUCAGCAGGAAUUACAAUACCCAGAAUUCGAAAUCUGUGAAAGUUUACAUGUAUGAUCUGCCUAGGAAGUUUACGUAUGGGGUUAUUGAGAGCUAUGCGUUGGCAAGAGGUGGAGAGAAGCAGAGUGAUGAUUCGUUGCUUAAGUAUCCUGGGAAUCAGCAUUCUGCUGAGUGGUAUUUGUUUUCUGACCUGAAUCGGCCGAGUUUAGAACGGGUCGGGUCGGCUGUAACUCGGGUUAUGGACCCGGAGGAAGCUGAUCUUUUCUAUGUGCCUUUCUUCUCGUCGUUGAGCCUUGUGGCAAAUCCGAUUAGAUCAAAUAAUGCUGUUGUUGCACCUGUGAAGAGGCCGGCUUAUAGCGAUGAGGAAACGCAGGAGUCUUUAAUUGAAUGGUUGGAGAAGCAGGAGUACUGGAAAAGGAACAAUGGCUGGGAUCACGUGUUUAUAUGCCAGGAUCCUAAUGCUUUAUACAAGGUUGUUGAUAAGGUGAAGAAUGCAGUGCUGUUAGUUUCUGAUUUUGGAAGGCUGGCUCGUAAUCAGGCAUCUCUUGUUAAGGAUGUCAUCUUGCCCUACUCACAUCGGAUUAACACAUACACUGGGGAUAUUGGCGUUGAAAAUCGGAAUUCUUUGCUCUUCUUCAUGGGCAAUCGAUACAGAAAGGAGGGAGGAAAGAUUCGUGAUUUGCUUUUUCAAUUGCUUGAGAAAGAAGAGGAUGUCAUCAUAAAACAUGGUGCACAAUCUAGGGAGAGCCGUCGUGAGGCAAGAAAAGGGAUGCACACUUCAAAAUUUUGUCUGCAUCCAGCUGGUGAUACUCCAUCAGCUUGCCGCCUUUUUGAUGCUAUUGUGAGCUUGUGUGUCCCUGUAAUCAUCAGUGAUCACAUUGAAUUGCCAUUUGAGGAUGUUGUGGACUACAGGAAAAUUGCAAUUUUUGUAGACUCUAACACAGCUGUGAAGCCGGGGUUCUUGGUUAAAAAGCUCAGGAAAGUAAGCAUGGAGAGGGUUUUGGAAUACCAACGGGAGCUGAAAAAGGUGAAGCAUUACUAUGAAUAUGAGGACCCAAAUGGAACAGUAAAAGAAAUUUGGCGACAGGUUUCUUUGAAGCUGCCACUUGUUAGGUUAAUGAUCAAUCGUGAUAAACGUCUUGUGAAAAGAGAGUUACCUGAACCAGAUUGCUCUUGCCUCUGUUCAAACCAGACAGGAAUCUUGACGACAUUAUGAUCCAGACUAGUGACAUUUUCUCAGUCACCAUCCACUUUAAGCAUUUGUGGAUCACCCUUAAGAGUACACCUGACUUUCGGGUAAGAAGAUGGUAGAUCGAGAUUCUUGUACUAUUGUAACUUAUAUCUGGGAUGGUAUGGUUGCUAUCUUCCUUCUUUGAUUAACAUCCCUGCUAACAUGUAGAAAAUACAGUUUACGCUAAAAUAAGGAUCGGUCUAGUACAUUUUGAUAUAUACAUAGUUUUAUUUAUUCAUUUCACACUUCCUGGAUGCAUGCAUUUUGAGAAUUGCAGUGACUAGAAGCAAUUCUUUUAUGUGUAUUUAUAAUGUUGUACAUCAUGAUAUAUGAAAUCACAGCUAAUAUGUAGGCUUUUGUCUCAAAA